This is a messenger RNA of Artibeus jamaicensis (Jamaican fruit-eating bat), 2217 nucleotides long. Its product is annotated as zinc finger protein 850-like. Gene Ontology annotation, biological process: regulation of DNA-templated transcription. The record is from RefSeq and is a predicted model, not a curated record. Lineage: Eukaryota; Metazoa; Chordata; Mammalia; Chiroptera; Phyllostomidae. The coding region runs from base 50 to 1714 and encodes 554 amino acids. The transcript is spliced from 2 exons.
UUCUAAGCCUGAUGUGAUUUCCUUAUUGGAGCAAGGGAAAGAGCCCUGGAUGCAAAGGAACAUGGUGGGAGGAUGCUGCCCAGACUUGGAAUUCAGAUAUAAGACCAAGGAAUUGUGUCUUCAAAAAGAAAUCUGUGAAGGAACAUCGGCCCAGUGGAUGGUAAUGGAAAAAAGUCAUAGCCUUGUAGGCUACAGUGUCAGAGAUGACUGGGUAUGCAAAGGCCAGUUUGAGAAGCAAGAGAUAAAUCAGGAUGGAUAUCUGGGGCAAGCACUAAUGACUUAUGAAAAAAUGCCAACUUGUAGCCUGAAGACAUCUCUUGUUCUACGUCAGCAAAUUUUUUCUGGAGAGAAACUCUGUAAAUUUAAAGAAUGUGGAAAACCCUUUAUUUAUGGCUCAGGAUGUAUACGACAGCAAGGAAUUCGUGUUGGUGAGAAACCCUAUAAAUGUAAGGAAUGUGGGAAGGUCUUUAGUCAUUUUUCCUAUCUUACUGAACAUCAGAGAAUUCAUACUGGUGAGAAGCACUAUGAAUGUAAGGAGUGUGGAAAAGCUUUUAUUCGUGGCUCACAUCUUAUUCAACAUCAGAGAAUUCAUGCAGAUGAGAAACCCUAUGAAUGUCAGGACUGUGGGAGGGCCUUUAGACAGUCUGCACACCUUACCCGACAUCAAAGAAUUCAUACAGGUGAUAAACCUUAUGAAUGUAAGGAAUGUGGGAAGUCUUUUAUUUGUGGCUCAGAACUCACUCGACAUCAGAGAAUUCACACUGGUGAGAAACCCUAUGGUUGUAAGGAAUGUGGUAAGGCAUUUAGACUGCUUUCACAACUUGUUCAACAUCAGCGUCUUCAUAAUGGUGAGAAAUCUUAUCAAUGUAGGGAAUGUGGAAUGGCCUUUAUUCGUAGUUCACAACUUACUGAACACCAGAGAAUUCAUCCUGGUAUGAAACAUUAUGAAUGUAGAGAAUGUGGGAAGGCCUUUGUUUGUGGUUCCCAGCUUUUUCACCAUCACCAAAUUCAUACUGGUGAAAAGUCCUAUGAAUGUGCACAGUGUGGGAGGGCCUUUAUUUGUGCCUCACAACUUACUCAACAUCAGCGAAUUCAUACUGCCAAGAAACCCUAUGAAUGUAAGGAAUGUGGAAAAGCUUUUAUUCGUGCCGCACAUCUUAUUCAACAUCAGAGAAUUCAUGCAGAUGAGAAACCCUAUGAAUGUCAGGACUGUGGGAGGGCCUUUAGACAAUCUUCACACCUUACCCGACAUCAAAGAAUUCAUACAGGUGAUAAACCUUAUAAAUGUAAGGAAUGUGGGGAGUCUUUUAUUUGUGGCUCAGAACUCACUCGGCAUCAGAGAAUUCACACUGGUGAGAAACCCUAUGGUUGUAAGGAAUGUGGGAAGACCUUUAGUCGAGCCUCACACCUUGUUCAACAUCAGUGUCUUCAUAAUGGUGAGAAAUCUUAUCAAUGUAGGGAAUGUGGAAUGGCCUUUAUUCAUAGUUCACAACUUACUGAACACCAGAGAAUUCAUCCUGGUAUGAAACAUUAUGAAUGUAGAGAAUGUGGGAAGGCCUUUGUUUGUGGUUCCCAGCUUUUUCACCAUCACCAAAUUCAUACUGGUAAAAAGUCCUAUGAAUGUGCACAGUGUGGGAGGGCCUUUAUUUGUGCCUCACAACUUACUCAACAUCAGCGAAUUCAUACUGCCAAGAAACCCUAUGAAUGUAAGUAAUGUGGAAAGGUCUUUAGACAGUCUGCACACCUUAAUCAACAUUUUAGAAUUCAUAAUCUAACAUAAUUAAUGUAGGAAACCCUUUACCUGCCUUUCAUUUAUUGUAGCUCAUCAGAUUUCAUGCUGGAGUAAAAUACAGUUGAUGUGGCAGUCCUUUGACCUGAUACUCAGUUUAUUCAGAAUCAGAACAUUUAAUGCUGAAAAAAUUGGUAAUGAAUGUUAAAGAGUUUCUAUCAUCACUCAUACCUUGUUGAAUUUUACAAAUUCAGGCUAGAAAAAUGUGAAUGAGAAAAGGCUACUAUUUACUAUUAUGUGCCAUUAGGCAAUUUAACUUCUCUGUGCUUAAAUUUACUAAUUGAUAAACUGUUGAUAGUACCUAUUUGUAAUAAAGAAUCUGACUCCAGUUUUGAUGUUUGACCACUGACUGUUUAAGCAUCACCUUUCUCUCCACUUUGGCCCCAGAACUGGACAGGCCCCUCUUCCUUUAGAGACAAUGAGAAAUU